AUGUUCAAGGCAAGACAGUCUAGCUCGGGAGAGGUCAAUGCUUUCUUUGGAGCCAGGCAAGUAGUAAAUAGAAUCGCCGCCCGCGAUGAGUCGCGGGGCAUCAGCACGAGUAUUGUUUACUCGCUUCUGUUACUACUUCUUAUUCUCACAAUCUACGAGUAUUCAGUUGUUAUUCCAAAUAUUGCCAAGUAUUUUUGUCGGCCGACCGUUGAGUCCGCUCGUCUUGGUUCUCAGGACGACCACCCUUCCCCACAGAAAUACGGGAUCUCGCCUCGUUUUGCGCCGACAAACAACGUUGAACCCGUCCAAAGCGUCCAGACACACCAACGACCCGCCGGCCACCAGCCCGACCCGCUUUCGGUCGCGACGACCAAGCAAGGCCAGCUCCCAGUCUUUUACCUCUGCUCCGUCGGCGUCAUGGCUGCUCCCUACACUCUUCCUUCGUCUGCGCUGCCUCAUGCCCACCAGAAACACAUGCAUUCGCACUCCCAUUCGCACUCGUCGCUGAGUGCCUGGAGGGCCGGCUCGACCGAGAAUCUGGUUCCCUCCAUUGAGGAGCACCAGGACGAAGCUCUGAACGAUUAUAAGCGCCACGACCAUUCUCACUCGCACUCGCACGCGCACUCUCACGCCCAUCAUGGCCAUUCCGAAUCGCACGCCUCCAAUCGCAGCGCUACUCUCGCUAGAGACCGCCCGAGACCCGCAUCCCUCGAUGUCAUGGACGGCUGGACCAUGGAGAAGACGACGAGCGGCAAGAGCAUCAUAGCGCAUGACGGCGAGCUUGCCUCCGAGACGCCCUACUCGCCGCCACGACAGAUGCACAAUACCUUGCAUAGCCUGCCGCACGACUCCAAUGCCGAGCGCUCCAUGUUUACCGCGGCUCUGCUGCCCCAUACCGCCAAGUUUCCCAUUAUACAUGCAAUUAUGACAGAAAAGGACUCGAGAAGGAUAUUCUAUUUCAUGAUACUCAAUUUCAGCUUCAUGGCCGUCCAAGCCUUCUACGGUUAUGUUACCGACUCGCUCGGUUUGCUGAGCGACAGCAUCCAUAUGUUUUUCGACUGCGUAGCUCUGCUCGUUGGUCUCUUGGCCGCUGUCAUGAGCAAGUGGCCUCCCAGCCAAAGGUUUCCAUAUGGCUUUGGCAAAAUCGAAACACUCAGUGGAUUUGCCAACGGUAUCCUACUCAUGCUUCUGAGUUUGGAGAUCGGCUUUGAGGCUUUUGAGCGACUUUGGGAGGGUACAAAGACGAAACGACUCGGCGAGCUCUUCAUUGUCAGCUCUCUCGGCUUGGCCAUCAACCUCGUUGUUAUCGUCUCGACGGUGCUGACUAGUUUCUGGGGUUGGGCCGGCUGGGAUCCUCUUGCUUCGUGCUUCAUUGCAGUGCUUAUCUUUCUCUCGUCGCAACCACUCGUUCUGUCUUCAGCGAGACGCCUGUUGCUCAGCGUUCCAGAAGACACAGAAUACAACCUACGCAAUGUACUCGGCGGCAUUCUCCAGCAGCGUGGUGUCGUGGGCUACUCGGUACCCAAAUUUUGGAAGGACGACAGAUCGUGGGGUGACGAGGGAGACAAGCUUGUCGGUGUUGUACACGUUACCAUUGGUUUCGGCUAUGCCUUUGACGAAGUUCGCGACCGUGUGCGCCAGUACCUUCUCAAGGAAGGCAUUGACGCAGUAGUGCAAGUCGAGCGAGAGGGAGACAAUUCGUGCUGGUGCUCACGCGAGCGUGGGCUAACACAACCGCACACGCCAAAGUCUCUUUAG
Molecule: messenger RNA, 1758 nt
Organism: Akanthomyces muscarius
Lineage: Eukaryota; Fungi; Ascomycota; Sordariomycetes; Hypocreales; Cordycipitaceae
Exons: 6
Coding region: 1-1758 (585 amino acids)
Biological process (GO): intracellular zinc ion homeostasis; zinc ion transport; transmembrane transport
Cellular component (GO): Golgi apparatus; membrane
Molecular function (GO): zinc ion transmembrane transporter activity
Source: RefSeq, a predicted model, not a curated record